This is a messenger RNA of Brachypodium distachyon (stiff brome), 1124 nucleotides long. RefSeq lists its product as uncharacterized. Lineage: Eukaryota; Viridiplantae; Streptophyta; Magnoliopsida; Poales; Poaceae. The transcript has 2 exons. The coding region runs from base 308 to 805 and encodes 165 amino acids. The record is from RefSeq and is a predicted model, not a curated record.
AACCGCUCUGAUCCCUCCCCCUCCAUUUAUCUCCCUCCACUCCUCUCCCCUCCCUCCUCCCACCAACCAGAUCCCCUUCCAGCUUCUCCACAACCAUGGCCAUGGCGACCUCCUCCUCUCCCUCAUCUCAUCCCAGCUCUACCCUCAUACACCCAGGGGCAACUCCUGCUUGCUAGCUUGCGAAGCUAGUUCCCCCUCUAUCCGGCCACUGUAAGUAGCCAGCAGAUAGCCGUAAAUUCAGAGUAUACAGAGAAAGCAGCACAUAGCCGUAAAUACAGAGUAUACAGAGAGAAAUUUUAAGAUCGAUAUGAUGAUGGGGACGAAGAGCGCGGGGCCGAUGCGGCGGACGACGAGCAUGACGGAGUUCGCCCCGCCGGACGUGCUGGCGGGCGUGGCCGAGGAGCAGGAGGAGGCCAUGGCCGCCGAGGAGACGACGGAUCGGCUGCAGGUGCACGAGGAGAAGGAGGAGGAGAUAGCCCACGGGUGGAUCGGCCGCGGGUACAGGGCGCGGCCGCACCGGCGGAACUCGGCGGACUUCUCCGCCGCCGUCGAGACCGCCGCGUUCCUCCACGCCUGCGGCCUCUGCAACCGCCGCCUCGGCCCCGGCCGCGACACCUUCAUGUACAGAGGGGACGCGGCGUUCUGCAGCCUGGAGUGCAGGCAGCAGCACAUAGCGCACGAGGAGUGGAAGGACAAGUGCGCGCUCGCGGCGCCGGCCGUGGUGGUCAUGGCGGACACGGUGGCGCCGGCGACCGCCAGCUCCGUCGACCAGCCCAACGCCGGAGGCACGCUCGCCGCGGCAUGAGGCUGCCGCAAGUAUAUAGCUAUGUCCAUCGAUAUGAAUAUGUCAUGACGAUACCUUUGCCCUCCUAAGCUGUGCGUACGCCUCUGUAUUAUCUGGCGCGCGUGGCUCGACCAUGGUUCUGAGAUCAUAACGGCCUUAUGGUUUAUGAAGUCAUACGUUGUAAGUAGCUUCUUAAUUUCACGCCGCCUUCAUGUGCGCUGUCCAUGGAUCAACCGAGAGAUUCUUGCAGUUACUACCUACAUCGACAUGUGAAAUUGGAUGAGUUUUUAUCGCGAUGCAUAUCUAUUAUUGUGCGCGCCAACAUACUUAAUUUGCUUCA